This is a messenger RNA of Selaginella moellendorffii, 1186 nucleotides long. RefSeq names its product peroxidase P7. The transcript is spliced from 3 exons. Gene Ontology annotation, biological process: response to oxidative stress; hydrogen peroxide catabolic process. Gene Ontology annotation, molecular function: heme binding; peroxidase activity. NCBI's taxonomy places the organism in Eukaryota, Viridiplantae, Streptophyta, Lycopodiopsida, Selaginellales, Selaginellaceae. The record is from RefSeq and is a predicted model, not a curated record. The coding region runs from base 100 to 1062 and encodes 320 amino acids.
AGCAUAUACAAGCGUUUGAGCGAAGAAAGAAAAAAAGGAAACGAUCGUCUCACUUCGCUCGUUUGUCAUUCCAAACUCUUUUCAGGAGGUCCGGGUCCGAUGGCGUAUAGUCGAGCGGCAGUGUGGUCGUGUUUGAUUGCUGUGAUGCUGCUAGGAUUCCAAGCCAAUGCUCAGCUCAGCUCUUCCUUCUACUCGAGCACCUGUCCCAACCUCAUUUCCAUUGUCCGAACCGCCAUCACCAAUGCUGUCAACAGGGAGAACAGGAUGGCGGCAUCCAUUCUCCGUCUCCACUUUCACGAUUGCUUUGUAAACGGCUGUGAUGCAUCGAUUCUUUUGGAUGGAUCCAGUGGAGAAAAGAACGCAGGGCCAAACGUGAACUCCGCCCGAGGCUUUGAUGUCAUUGACAAUGUCAAGGCCGCGGUGGAGAGCUCCUGCAAAGGCGUUGUUUCGUGUGCCGACAUUCUCGCACUCAGCGCGAGGGAAGCCGUUGUUGCGCUUAGAGGACCGUCUUGGACUGUUGUCUUUGGGCGACGAGAUAGCACAACUUCGAGCCAGAGCACUGCAAACUCGGCAAUCCCCCCACCAUCGUCCACUGCCUCGAGGCUCAUUACCAGCUUCCAGAACCAAGGCCUCUCAACUCAAGAUCUCGUAGCGCUGUCUGGCAGUCACACCAUCGGCCAGGCCCAGUGCACCAACUUCCGAGCUCGCCUCUACAAUGGCACUUCAGGUGACACCAUUGACGCAUCAUUCAAAUCGAACCUGGAGAGGAACUGCCCCAGCACCGGAGGGAACUCGAAUCUUGCGCCUCUGGAUCUUCAGACUCCGGUCACCUUCGACAACCUCUACUUCAAGAAUCUGCAGGCUCAGAAAGGCCUCUUAUUCUCGGACCAGCAGCUGUUCUCCGGCGGCCAGAGUUCUCUUAUGUCGACUGUCAACACUUACGCCAACAACCAGCAAGCGUUCUUCAGUGCUUUCGCAACUGCCAUGGUGAAGAUGGGAAACAUCAAUCCGCUCACAGGAUCCAAUGGCCAAAUUCGAGCAAACUGCAGGAAGACAAACUAAGAACAUGGACAGAAGGCAGGAAAAUAUUAGUUACUCGCGUGAUGUAUUUCCAAGUUUACGCCUGGGUGUAGCCUGUGUACCUGAAAAUAACACUUUCGACUCAACAAAGAGCUUUCUUACCUCA